AUGUUGAGAACUAGUGGUGUGCGCUCGUUCGUCCGCAGCUUCAAGGCUCCCCAGCUUGUCAGAUUUGCAUCCACCAAGGAUUUCGAUGUGGUGGUGAUUGGUGGAGGUCCAGGAGGUUACGUUUCGGCAAUCAAGAAUGCUCAGCUUGGUUUGAAUACUGCUUGUAUUGAAAAGAGAGGUUCUUUGGGAGGAACUUGUUUGAACGUGGGAUGUAUUCCAUCCAAGUCCUUGUUGAACAAUUCGCAUUUGUACCAUCAAAUUAAGCACGAGGCCAAGACCAGAGGUAUCUCGAUCAAUGGAGAGGUUGGUGUAGAUAUGGCUAGUUUGCAAGCUGCUAAGGAAAAGGCUGUUAAAGGAUUGACUGGAGGAGUAGAGAUGUUGUUCAAGAAGAACAAGGUUGCUUAUUUCAAAGGUGAGGGUUCAUUUGUGGAUGAACAUACCGUCAAUGUCAAACCCAUUGAUGGAUCAGAAGAGGUCAAACUUAAUGCCAAGAACAUCAUUAUUGCCACCGGAUCCGAGGUGACUCCAUUCCCUGGUAUUGAAAUCGACGAGGAAAGAAUUGUGUCAUCUACUGGAGCAUUGGAGUUGAAAGAGGUACCCAAGAGAUUGGCAAUUAUUGGUGGUGGUAUUAUUGGAUUGGAAAUGGCAUCGGUAUGGCUGAGAUUGGGCUCAGAGGUCACCAUCAUCGAGUUCCAGAACGCCAUUGGUGCUGGUAUGGACGGUGAAGUUGCCAAGCAAACCCAAAAAUUAUUGGCUAAGCAAGGCUUGAAAUUCAAGCUUGGUACAAAGGUCACCAAGGGUGUUCGUGAAGGAGAAGUUGUUAAAGUUGAGGUUGAAGAUGCAAAGUCGGGUAAGAAGGAGGAGUUGGAAGCGGAUGUGUUGUUGGUGGCUAUUGGUAGAAGACCACACACCACUGGCUUAAAUUUGGAAGCCGUUGGUUUGGAGAAGGAUAACAAGGGUAGAUUGGUGAUUGAUUCCGAAUUCAGAACCAAGGUUCCUCACAUUAGAGUCAUUGGAGAUGUGACUUUUGGUCCUAUGUUAGCACACAAGGCCGAAGAAGAAGGUAUUGCUGCUGCUGAAUACAUCAAAAAUGGCCAUGGACAUGUCAAUUAUGCUAACAUUCCUGCUGUUAUGUACACCCACCCAGAAGUUGCAUGGACUGGAGCCAAUGAGGAGCAGUUGAAAGAACAAGGUAUCAAAUACAAGGUGGGUAAGUUCCCAUUUGUUGCCAAUUCCAGAGCCAAGACCAACUUGGACACCGAUGGAUUUGUCAAGUUUCUUGCCGAUGCCGAGACCCAAAGGGUUUUGGGAGUCCACAUUAUCGGACCUAACGCUGGUGAGAUGAUUGCCGAAGCAGGACUUGCUUUGGAAUAUGGUGCAUCCACCGAGGAUAUUGCCAGAACUUGCCAUGCUCACCCAACAUUGUCGGAAGCAUUCAAGGAGGCAGCAUUGGCUACUUUUGACAAGCCCAUCAACUUUUAG
Meyerozyma guilliermondii ATCC 6260 is the source of this 1482-nucleotide messenger RNA. RefSeq names its product dihydrolipoyl dehydrogenase (gene LPD1). The transcript has a single exon. Gene Ontology annotation, cellular component: oxoglutarate dehydrogenase complex; mitochondrion. Bases 1 to 1482 code for a protein of 493 amino acids. The record is from RefSeq and is a predicted model, not a curated record. Lineage: Eukaryota; Fungi; Ascomycota; Pichiomycetes; Serinales; Debaryomycetaceae. Gene Ontology annotation, molecular function: flavin adenine dinucleotide binding; dihydrolipoyl dehydrogenase (NADH) activity.